Messenger RNA from Kalmanozyma brasiliensis GHG001, 1836 nucleotides. Its product is annotated as Peptidase S53, propeptide. The transcript has a single exon. Gene Ontology annotation, molecular function: tripeptidyl-peptidase activity; serine-type endopeptidase activity. Lineage: Eukaryota; Fungi; Basidiomycota; Ustilaginomycetes; Ustilaginales. Bases 1 to 1836 code for a protein of 611 amino acids. The record is from RefSeq and is a predicted model, not a curated record. Gene Ontology annotation, biological process: proteolysis.
AUGAAGCUGGUCACUAUCAAGGCGUUGGUCGCCUUGACCUCGCUCGCCCUCAUGGCCGAUGCGGCCGCCGUUCGUCGCUCCAACCUGGUCGUCAAGGAAUCCGUCUCGGUCCCCUCGGACUGGGUCCGACGAUCCGACGCUGCCGACAACGAGCCGGUCGCCCUCCGCUUCGCGCUCAAGCAGUCCGAUGUCUCGGCCCUCGAGCAGCACCUUCGCAAGACCUCUGACCCGGAUCACGAGCUCUACGGUCAGCACCUCAGCGCCGACCAAGUCUCCUCUUACCUUCAGCCUCACAAGCGCUCCAUCGAGGAGGUCGAGCUGUGGCUGCGCGACGCUGGCAUCCACAUUGACGAGGCCCUCGCCGCCCGUUCUCCCUCCAAGGACACCUUCACAGUCCACAUCCCCGCCUGGCAGGCCCGGGAGCUGCUCAACGCCGACCUCGGUGUCUACGAGCACAAGCGCAGCGGCACCCUCGCCGUCCGCACGCCCGAGUACAGCGUGCCCGAACACGUCUCGGAGCACCUUGACUACGUCGGUCCUCUAACGCUCUUCACCCAGCCUCGCGCGCUCAAGAGCGACAUCGCCGGCACGCAGGUGCUCGUCAAGGAGCUCGCCGAUGACGACGCUUCCAUCGUCGGCGACGUUCACCGCAUCGUCGACGGUGGUCAGCCAGCUGCGUGCAACACGUCGGCCGUCACCAACCUCUGCCUGCGCACCUUCUACAAGACGGUCAACUACGUCCCCAAGGCGGCGAGCAAGAUGUCGCUCGGUGUGUCCGGCUUCUUGGGUCAGUGGGCCAACUUUGCUGACUUCUCUGGGUUCCUCAAGGAGCAGCGACCGGAUGCGGGUAAGGCGGGGUACAACUUUACCGUGCAGAGCAUUGCCGGUGGGUUGAAUUCGCAGAGCACCCCCGGUGACGAGGCCAACCUCGACGUCCAGACUGUUGGCGGGUUCAUCUACCCGGUUCCGUUCACGUUCUAUACGACGGGUGGAAGCCCGCCGUACAUCCCGGACACGGCGACGGUCAACAACACCAACGAACCGUACGAGGCGCAGUUGAACUAUCUGCUUUCGCUCUCGAAGCUGCCUACUGUGCUGUCGACGAGCUAUGGCGAUGACGAGCAGACGGUUCCCAAGGCCUACGCGCAGAGGGUGUGCAACUACAUCAUGGCGCUCGGUGCGCGAGGUGUCUCGACGGUUUAUUCCAGUGGUGACAGCGGUGUUGGUGCGACCGGAACGUGUGUCUCCAACGGCCAGUAUACGAAGAAUGGCACUGCGACGUUCUUGCCCGCCUUCCCGGCCAGCUGCCCCUACGCCACCACGGUGGGCGCCACGCAGAACUUCAACCCCGAGAUCGCGGUGGAUGGCGAUUUGCCUGGGUUCUACUCUGGUGCUGGUUUCUCCUACGUCUUCCCCCGCCCCUGGUACCAGGCCACCGCGGUGAAGAACUACUUGCCGAACAUCGUUACCAAGUACACGGGGUUGUACAACCCCAACGGACGUGCUUACCCCGACGUCUCCGCCCAAGGCAGUCGCUAUGUUAUCAAGAUCGGCGGCAAGAACUACCUUAUCUACGGCACCUCUGCUUCCGCCCCCACGUUCAGCUCCGUUAUCGGCCUCCUGAACGAUUACAGGAUCAGUCAGGGCAAGAGCUCGUUGGGCUUCCUCAACCCCAUCAUCUAUGGCAAGUGGCUCGGUACCCCCGCGUUGAACGAUAUCACCAUUGGGUCCAGUGUUGGAUGUGGAACGACGGGUUUCCCCGCAACCAAGGGCUGGGAUGCUGUCACCGGAUGUGGUACUCCCGACUUUUUGGAGAUGCAGAAGCGUCUGCCUUGA